AUGAAGGAAGCUGAAGAACAGGCAACAAAUACCAUUGUUUAUACACCACAAGAAAAUCAAUUAGAUGGUGGAAGAGGUUCCUCAAGGUUUCUCCAGUACAAGUGGUGGAUACAGAUAGUAGUGUUCACCAUGUUUGUACUCUCCGGUCAAUCAGCCGCAACAAUGUUGGGAAGACUUUACUUCAUCAAUGGUGGAAAUAGUAAAUGGAUGGCAACACUUGUUCAAACUGUUGGAUUUCCACUUAUGUUACCUUUUAUCUUCCUAUUUUCACCUUCAAAAACACCACUAGAGCAUCACCACCAAGUCACCGGAAAAUCAUCUUGGACCACCCUUGUGAUUUUGUAUACAACUCUUGGUAUAUUCUUGGCUGGAAAUUGUAUGUUGUAUUCUUUUGGACUAAAUUUUUUGCCAGUUUCCACGUAUUCAUUGAUCUGUACGAGUCAACUCGCUUUCAAUGCCUUGUUUUCAUACUUCCUUAAUGGACAAAAGUUCACUCCGUUCAUAGCUAAUUCGCUUGUUCUUCUUAGUUUUUCGUCUAUGCUACUUGUGUUUCAGAGUGAUUCUAAAGAGACCGGGAAAAUAUCAAGAAGCAAGUAUAUCAUUGGUUUUGUAUGCACGAUCGCUGCCUCUGCAGGGUGGGGUUUGAUGCUUUCAAUAACACAACUCGCACUUCAAAAGAUAUUGAAAUCUACAAGCUACAAGGUGGUAUUUGAUAUAACCGUGUAUCAAAGCUUGAUAGCAACUGUUGUAAUUCUCAUGGGACUAUUUGCUAGUGGUGAAUGGAAGGAUAUAAAGGAGGAAAUGUGGGAUUUUGAGUCUGGAAAGGCUUCGUAUAUAAUAAAUCUUGUAGGAACAGCUGUUUCAUGGCAAGUUUUCACGUCGUGUUUUUUGAUGAAAAGAUGA
Molecule: messenger RNA, 903 nt
Organism: Lactuca saligna
Lineage: Eukaryota; Viridiplantae; Streptophyta; Magnoliopsida; Asterales; Asteraceae
Source: the annotation of a GenBank genome assembly